ACGAGGUUCUUAGACGGCGUAGCCAGAGAAAAGAUUGAGGAACUUGCAGGUGAUAAACGUGAAGAUUAUUCCUCGGUAGCCGCGCAUCUGUUACGACCCGAUACUCGCUAUUAUGUAAAGCUUGAUAAUCCGGCAACAUUUGAGCAAGCUGUCGCGAAAGCCCAAAUGGUCGAGCAACUGCUAGCUGAGGCCACACCGUCUCACCAAGCCCUCGCUACCAACCCAAGCUAUAGAGGUAAAAGCGGCAGCACCUGCGAAACAAAACUUCAGCGUCAGAAUUAUAGAGGGCGCAGAAACCCAUUCAACCGCGGGCAGGUAAACUUCAGUCAACAAUCAAGAGGGCGACUGCCCACGCGUCUAGUGAGGGCAGAACCGACGACUGGCUGUUUCAAUUGUGAAGGUGAUGACCAUUUUUCUCGCCAAUGCCCAUCACCUCGGGUCACUCGCCGAACGGCAGGCAAGUCUUCUUUGCGCAGCUCAUCGAGCAAUCGUAAUUAUUCCCGAAUUUUACCCCGUGAUGGUAUUCCGCCUUCUCGCUACGAUAGGGAUAGAGAGCUUUCGCAAGCUCUCUCGAUAGGGAUAGAGAGCUUUCGCAGGCUCUCUCAGAUCAGAGCCCUCUCUAUUUCUUUGCAAGAAAAUCAAUCCGCACUGGAAAGAUCUGACGCCAGGGUCAAGGAGUUAGUAAAGCGUAAUGAGGAAUUAGCGAAUUUUACUUUCGAGCAAUCUUCCUACAUUUCGAUGCCUCAAGUUGAGCUGCUUUUCGCGGUCUCUAUGCUUUUAUAUUUCGCAUCAAGCGGAGCGCUCUUGACGACGGCAUGGUUAUGCCCGCGUGACCCAGCUGAAGCACUUGCGCGCAUCCCAACAUUGUGUAAUUGUUCAUGGAUCAUUCCCCCGGUUGAAGAAACGAAGAAGGCGCUGUCGGUUCAUAUUUAUCGCCCUAAUACACGGCACUAUGACACUGCGGCCCAUCUGUACAAAGUUGUCACUCAGUCCGUUACUCUACUGUCCCUCGAGUCUUGCAAGCUGAUGAUCCAGCAUCAUAAGUGUGAGUGCGGUAGCAUGACUUGGUCAAACGACUUUUGGGCAACCUCAAAUUCAAUUAUAAUUUAA
Molecule: messenger RNA, 1110 nt
Organism: Haemonchus placei
Lineage: Eukaryota; Metazoa; Nematoda; Chromadorea; Rhabditida; Trichostrongylidae
Source: the annotation of a GenBank genome assembly